UUCAUUUCUCGGUAUUGUAUUUACAAACGAAGUCAUGGCGGCUUCCAUUGAGAGUUUACUGGAAGAAAUCUCCGGUGUUGAAGAUCCAAUUGAAGAGCUGCAGAGUUUAAAAACUGCUUUAUUGUCGUUACCUCUCAGCGCUUUGAGAGACUCAGUGAGCGGACAGCGUUUCAAUGUGAUAUUCUCUCUGUUACACUCAAAUGACAGGGAGCAGGUUGAGCUGUGUGUGGCCAUCCUUGAACGCAUCUUAAUGGCCCUAAGUCCUGUGUCACUGGCCCAGAACUACAGAGUGGAGCUGCAGGGGGGUCUGACUCAUCCUAAUGAAACUGUUAAGAUACUGGCCUUGACGCAGAUUGGUAGAAUGGUGGAGCACCCCGACGCUGCCACUGAAAUCCUCAACAACAAUGGCAUUCUCGCAGCAGUGAUCCACUCCAUCGGAGAAGAGAAGUUGGCCGUGGCAAAGCAGGCCAUCCAGUCCCUGUCUAAACUGAGCCACUCCAAGCCUGGCUUAGACAAAUUGUUCCAGAGCGACCUGCUGAAAGUUAUAAAGGAUGUGAUGGCUAUAAGUGACAUUGUCAGAUACAGAAUAUAUGAGCUGGUGGUGGAAAUCUCGUCCGUAUCGCCCAUUUCUUUCGGUUACUGUGCCAACAGCAGCUUAAUUUCUCAGCUGCUUGGAGAACUGACAGGGGAUGAUGUGUUGAUCAGGGCCACAGCCAUUGAGAUGGUGACCACUCUAGCCCACAGUCAGCAUGGCCGGCAGUAUUUGGCCCAGCAGGGUAUAAUGGACAAGAUCUCCAACAUGAUCAGAGGAGCAGAGACUGACCCUUUCUCCUCCCUCUACCUUCCUGGAUUGGUGAAGUUCUUUGGAAACCUGGCCAUUAUGGACAGCCCUCAGCAGGUUUGUGAAACAUAUCCAGCCUUCCAGAACAAGGUGUUUGAGAUGGUUCUGGACCCGGACCCUGCAAUGAUUGGUGUGGCUCUGGACACUUUGGGAAUACUCGGAUCUACUGUGGAGGGGAAGCAGGUUCUUCAGAAAACAGGAGAAAAAUUCAAGGCUGUGCUGUUAAGAAUGAGCCAGCUUGCUAGUUCUGGAGCUACAGAGCUCAGAGUGCGCAGCUUGGACGCCAUAGCGGAUCUUCUCACUCUACAGCCAGAGCAGCAGACAGAAGACCUAUUGGCCCUGACAGAGUCCUGGUUCCACCUUUUGUCUAACCAACCAAUGGACAUGAUCCGCAACAUCAGCACUCAGCCGUUCCCAGAGCUGCAUUGUGGGGCUCUGCGGAUAUUCACUGCCAUUGCCACUCAGCUGUGGGGUCAGAAGUUAAUGAUCAGCACUCCCAGUUUCAUGGAGUUCGUUUUGGAUCGUUCAGCGGGUCAGACAAAAGAGGCCAAAGAUGCUAAGUUUGAACUUGUGGGGUCACUUGUGGGUUCAUCAACAGCAGCAGAGAUACUGGGCAGCCAGCACUACAUCCGUCUGAAGACUUAUCUCCGAGAGGGACCCUACUAUGUUACAGCUGUGAACUCAGUCAGCACAGAAGGAGCAGACUGAGUCAAACACACAAAUACACUUUAUUGGUUUCUAAUUUCUUAAUUAAUGGGUAAGAGCUUCAAUAAUCUAACCGUGGGUUAACAUAUACUCUGCCAUAAUAAACUCAUUCUCUGAUAAAUACAUAAAUGGUUCUAACAAAUUAGAGCAUGGUGCUCAGUUGAUGAAAACUUCCAAGUUUUCUCAACAAAAAAAUGACAAUGCUAAACGUUCCACAGUAUACAUCUCAACUGCAUCAAGAAACAAACUGGUAAAGGAUGGUUUAACUGAGUAAGUUAUCCUAAUUAUGCAGAUUAUAGCAAAAUCCCUUUCACAGUUGGAAACCCCUCAUUGCAACACGCAUAGAUAGAAAUUGUUAUUGUCCACAAAGGGGAAUACAUUCAGCUCAUGUCAGUACAAUACUAACCUACUGGCAAUGAAUUAAUAAAAAUAGACACCACAGUAUAACACAUGAUACUAAAAUACAAUAUAAACUUCCACAAUGAAUGUGUGCUGAAAAGCUACUCACAACUGUAUCAAACCUGGUGCUAUAAUUGCACAAGCAAAGUUGCCAUUAUAAGAUCAUGGAUACUGGUGUAAUUAAAGUUUUAUAAGAUGUAAAAAAUGUACCAUCCAGGCACUUGUACAAAUUCACAUCAACUAUACACUACCUUUCAAAUCAGACACCUGCUCUUGAUUUAAAAUGUUUUGUGUCAAAAUAUUUUCUUUACUGAAUGGAAUGUUUUUUUGUAUUAAAGAGGAAGCAGUCUGACAGA
This is a messenger RNA of Perca fluviatilis (European perch), 2301 nucleotides long. RefSeq names its product proteasome 26S subunit, non-ATPase 5 (gene psmd5). The coding region runs from base 35 to 1549 and encodes 504 amino acids. The transcript is spliced from 10 exons. Gene Ontology annotation, cellular component: cytosol. Gene Ontology annotation, biological process: proteasome assembly. NCBI's taxonomy places the organism in Eukaryota, Metazoa, Chordata, Actinopteri, Perciformes, Percidae. The record is from RefSeq and is a predicted model, not a curated record.